Messenger RNA from Astyanax mexicanus (Mexican tetra), 1353 nucleotides. RefSeq names its product enkurin. The transcript is spliced from 5 exons. Gene Ontology annotation, molecular function: calmodulin binding. The record is from RefSeq and is a predicted model, not a curated record. Bases 92 to 871 code for a protein of 259 amino acids. NCBI's taxonomy places the organism in Eukaryota, Metazoa, Chordata, Actinopteri, Characiformes, Acestrorhamphidae. Gene Ontology annotation, cellular component: acrosomal vesicle.
CGUUAUAAACAUCGCGCUGAGCUCCAGACGGGCUACUGAUCACUGAAACUACUAUAUAAAGGUCACCUUUUCCUCUGCUCUACAGUCCAGCAUGUCGAAAACUAUAUAUCCUCUGGAGAGCACCUAUAACCUCAUCUCCAGAGAGGAGGAGAAAAUCUACAAACCACCCAGAUAUAUAUCCAAGUUUAGAGAACAAGUGAAGCAUGAGAAGCAGCUAAACAAAGCCUCCAGCAAGACUAUGGGACCACCGAAAGUGGACGUACCCUCUCCAGAUAAAUACCUCCUAAAGCACUCCAAAGAGCCCAGACUCCCGGAGAAGAAGCCUUUCUCUUAUGGAGAUGAGGGUCACUCUAAGAAGCCUCAGGUUCCUGCUAGAACUGACUAUCCGCCCAUGGGCGUCCACACCAAGAAAAACUUUGUGAAGAGCAAUGUCAUCGAGAACAUCAUGGCUGUUCCCCGGAAACCACAGCCCACUUACACUGACACCCGAAACGGAGAUAAACAGCUGCUGGAGAACUCCGGCCUGGUCUCCAAGUACAUCAAGAAAAAGGACUACGGUCAGACUCCGGAGUAUCUGCAGCAGAGGCGUGAGGAGACUCGGAGGGAGCAGGAGGAGUAUGAUAACUAUGUGAAGGAGAGGAUGAAGCAGGGAGCGAUGAAACAACUCCCAGAGGAGGAACGACAGCAAAUCCUGCAGGGUCUGAAGAAGAACUGGGAUGAACUCCACCACCAGUUCCAGAAGCUUUCGCUCGUCACGGAUACAGCCUCCAAAAAGAACAGGAAGGAGCAUCUGGAGAUGAAGAUGAAGCAGCUGGAGAAGGACAUUGAGAUGAUGGAGCGAUAUAAAAUCAUCUACAUCGCCAACAACUGACCACAGCACUGACCCUACAACUGAUCAUACUACUACUUACAGCACUGACUGUACUACUGAUCAUACUACUGACCACACUACUGGCCAUACUACAGACCACACAAUUAAACUUUCUACUGAGUAAUACUACAGACCUCUCUACUGAGAUUACUACUGACCUGACUACUGACCCUUCUAGUGACCACACCACUCACCACAGUACUGACCACACUGCUGAUUCUAUUACUGACCAUACUACCGACCAUACUACUGACCCUACUGCUGAUCCUACUACUGAGCAUACUUUUGAACAUACUUUUGACGCUAUAGCUGUCCGUUCUGCUGACCAAACAACUGACCAUUUUACUCACCCUACUUCUGCUCAUAUUUUUGACCACACUACUUACCAUUCAACUGACCAUACUACCAUUCAUACAACUGACCACACUACUUGCCACCUUACUCACCCUACUACCCUACUUCUGAUCAUACUACUGACCAUA